Porites lobata is the source of this 9664-nucleotide messenger RNA. The record is from the annotation of a GenBank genome assembly. Lineage: Eukaryota; Metazoa; Cnidaria; Anthozoa; Scleractinia; Poritidae.
GGAGUCGAACGCUGAGAAUUCGUGUGUUGUGACCUGAAACAUCUGGAUUAGCUUGAGAAGAAGUCUCUGUUAGCUUUAAAACGUUUUGGGAUGAGUAAAUACAAGUGUAAAUGUUUAAAUAUCACUAUACACGUCAAAGAAAAAGCUACUCGCGAGACGGACGGUAAAGCGUUUGUUUCGUCUCCCGAGAAAACAGCUUUCUUCCUGCUAGAUCUCUCCGAAGUCGAAUUAGCAGUUGGUGGAAUAACGAAGGUAACUUUUAAUUCUUCAGUAUUUGCUUUAUAAGCGCAGUUCUUAGGGCCACGUCGACACUGAGUUGAUACAGACAGUUGAUGGCGACACGAUCCUGUUAUCGUAUGGGCUGACAGAGACAAAGCGCGCCAAAUCUUGGCGGGUUUUUACUAAAGUUCUGAUUCUUUAUUUGUAAUUAUUGUUCUUGAUUUCUUUGUUCUUUGUAAUCUGAUUUUUAAAAGUUCCUCAAACAUUUCUCUGAUUGCAUCAGAUUCGACAUGUCCUAUAUCAUGGUUUACCUGACAAGGUGCCUCGUCGAUGGAGCUUAGUGCUUAUUUAACUUUUGACAGCUGCAAGCUAGCGAAAAUUAAAGUAAGCUUAAAUUUACCCUAGUUUUCCAGACUAAAGGUUCGAAGCUUACAUUUUGUACAAUGUAGCUCAUAGCGAGGAAUAGUGUUAGGGAAAUCAAUGAGGAAAGUCCUUUCAUCUCAGAAUACACAUCCUGUUUCGAUAUUUUGUCGUUAUAUUUAUAAUUGCUUUUAUAGGUGACCUUUGACGUCUCUGCCCAUAACUUUUUCCUUUUUGAUUGCUUUAGGAAGUCGGAAGUCUUGUUAAAGAAACCAGAAUCGAAGACUGGGAUAUCUUCACUUGCAUUAAUUGUGGCAUGGAUACUCACGCUUUGCAUGCAGUGAAAAAGUAUGAUCGAGUUCUGAUAAAUAGAAGGUUGGAGGUAAGAAUGCAAUCAGAUAAAAUAAUUAUAGUGGGUUUAACACUGAUGAUAAUAAUUUUUUUCAAUUGUGCAUGCAUUUUUCAAACACGAAUUAAAAAAUGUUUUUAAAUUGAGGCAUAUCCUCUUUUUUCUAAGAUGGUAUAUUAAAUAAUAAUUACCAUUCCAAGCUAAUCAUCAGCUUAUGGAUGUGAAGUGGUUUUUUUCAACGACUUUAGAUGUCUUUUCUGGUUGAAAUCUAGCUGACAGACAGACCUCUGACAGAUUUGCAGUUAGUUUGCCAGCAAGCAAUAUUAUACGAUUUCCUGUUUGCCUCUGACUGUUUUUAAAGCUGCAAGUUUUAAGGCAUGGGCAAGUUCGUUAGCAAUAAGAUUGCACAUGGGCAAAUUGACUGAUUACAUCAAUAUCGUUCCACCUGUUUUUGUCAAUAAAUAAACAGGUUUUUUUAACUGGUAUUUUUUCUAUACCUACACAGACUGUCAAGUGAAAAUGAUACUUGCCAUCUUAAUCCCAGUUCAGACGCUGUGCUUCACAUGAACCAAACCAAAUUUCAAUUUCAAUUCAGACAGCUCAUCUAUCAAAACUAAAGGGGAAAAACAUGCAUUUCAGUAACUACAUUCAUUAUAACAAUUUAUGGAUUUGGUUCGACUCUUGUGAAGUCCUGUGUCUGAAUCAAUGCCAGUCCACAGCCAUUUAUAUUCCCGGCUGAACCGGGCAUAACAUGUAUAGAAAACUGAAGGCCGACGAUAAUAAGCUAUUUUUUGACAAAUAUGAUAUGGCUGCUUUUAAUUUCUGUAUGUUACUUAACUGAAUUUGUUUUAUUAUAGAGUGAUCCUGGUGUCUUCAGUGAAACUACUAGAUCGCCUGAGUAUUCAUCUAUAUUUAAAAUAGUUCUCACGCCAGUCAGGAAUAGUGAAGAAUUUAUCAUUGACAAUUCAUGUAAGUUAGUCAGGUGGGAAAACAAUCAUAUUUUAUGAGGACAAACUAUAAUAAUUAUUAAAUUGAUUUUUACAAGAACUUUAUGUUUGCUUGUCUCAUUGAUGUAGUCAGUUUGAAUGUGGGAAGAGACUCUGCUUACUACAAGUCCAGUGUUCAAUCUACGCCGCAUUUUUGCAUCAUGGACACGGAAUAUUCUGUUGUAAUGCAAAAUGAAAUUAUCAUGGAGUCAUACUACCCCAAAAUAGUUACUUCAAAUUUUAAUAUAAGUAUUUCCAAAACAGUAAUAAGUAAAUAUAAAAUAGGUGUGCUUACUAGCCUGAAAUGAGGGUACAGAAUGACUGUCAUUUCAGACUAUGUGCUUAGGGAAGGUAGUUUUUGUCUCGGGCAUUCCAUGCAAUUCUGAGAGAGACUGGAGUUUACAUUUCUUUUUUCUGCAUAAGUCUCUUUGCUGAUCGAUUCACGGUUUUAAGUGACUGGUAGUGUAGUAUUAGGUUGAUUACAUAACAAGUUGUUCCUUGGGGUUAGUAUCCUGCUAGACCUGAAGCUUUUCGGAAAUAACUUUUAUGGGAAAUGGUGAGGGUCUACAGUAAAUAUACCUGUUAUUAACCAAAUAAUGUCAGUGAUAAGAUCGACAUUUAAAAGUUACAGUACUUCAUCAUAUUGUGACAAAGUAACAAAAGCUAUAACCAGUUACUAUAAUAAUUCUCUAGGUAUCAAUGUUUAGACAGAGAGGGGGGGUACAGGCAUAGGUGUGAUAUUUGAAAUCUUUCUUUGUCCCCUCUCUGGGGAUUUUGACCACAAAUUUUGCCCCAAACAGCAGUGUUGGUAUCCUUAGAAAGAGAUAAUUUAUCAAACUUGAACUAUAUUCCAGUACCAAGGGUCGAAAAUUUGACCAAAAACUUGCAAAAAAAAUUCAAAUGCCACACCUAAGCCCCUGCAAAACAUUCAUACUGGCAUUAUUAAUUGUUUGCACAUUUAAGCUGCCUGAGUCACUUACAAUAUUUUGUAGUUCAGUGGUUUUUUUAACCGUGUCAGAAAGUAAAACCAACAUCUACAAAGAAUAACAGUGUCAAACUACUAACUAGCAUAUAAUAUAAAACUAACCUAUUUGUUGACACAUGUAAAUUGUAAAUGUAACAAUUUGAAUCAUGUGAAGAAUCAUGUGACAUUUUCAGUUUGAAGUUUCUUUAAAUAGAUUUCAUUGAUUUGGUUGUGGAUAUCAUGAUCGUAAUGCUAAAAGAUGAAAUCAUGCAAUGUGGUUAUUUUAUUUACUGAAGGGUUUAAUAUUUUGUUGCUCUUGGCUUCAAAAUUUGAAACGAAAUUUGAGUGUUAAAGGGUAACAAUUUUUCAUGACAUUCAUAAGAUAAAGGGGUUACCUGCCAACUUUGAUCAACAAGCAGUUUCUCUUCACAUGUUUGCUUCAUUUUGCAUCAUGCAUACUUUGAGAUUUGAUUUUUGGUAGAAACUGAUAUUUUUCAGUACCUAUGACAUACCUGUGAUCUGCUCACAGGAUAUCUUAUGACAUUCUAUAAAUUUUUUAAUGAGUCAUGACUGUCAUAUGUGUGACAUUCACAUGAUAUGAACAACUUCAUUUUGUUAGCAAACGUAGUAGGUUGGUCUUAAAUGGUGUAAGUAGAUAGUAGAAUUCCUGUGGAGAUCAAAACACUACCACAUCUUUUUUUGUUAAUUUCAUGUUGAGUGUUCAGCUGUAGUUAAAUUUCAGCAAGCUGUCCCGUGAAGCUCCCAAGCAUAAUAUUUAGAACAAACUAUUAUAUUGUGACCUUUCAACAACCAAUCUGCCCAAGUCAAGCUAACAGUGACUAGUGCCAGUUUUUUACUCCACGGGAAAAAGUAUAAUAUUUGUAACUCUUGCUGAUCAGUUACACUUAAGAAUUUCAUUCACAGACUCAAAUGUUAGGACCAUCUUGUACAGCGUAGUAAACAAUAUCACAUGGAAAUACUAUGCCGCACUGCUCAUUAGCUUUUAUUUGAAUAGUCAUAUUUUGGAAUUUCAUUCACAGAUUACUACCCUGUAUCUCAUAAUUAAAAAAAAAGCAUUAUGUUUAAGAGUAGUUUUUCAUCUAAUCAGCUGUCUUAAGGAUCUCAUUCACAGUGCCAUUCUGUGUUUUGGCUGCAUGAGUGUGGUUUUAGCAUAGUUAACAAGGAAAAUAGUUAAAAUCUUAUUUUUUAUCCCAACAUUACUUCUACUAAAAGUGAGCUUAAAUUAAUUCUAUUAUUGUAGAUUUGAUUAAUUUUUAUAAAAUGUCAUUUUACAUGAUGUUAUUAAAUGUUGUACUUUAAAUAUUUUUAGAUUCUGGAGGAAGUGCUAUAUUACUUGGCCAGGACACUAUUUCCCUUGCAAUGGUCAGUGUACAAGAACAGGUCAAAAAAUACCUCGAGGCUGAGGAAAAUGCAAUGAAUGAAAGAAUAAGGUAUUUUUUUCGUAUUGUUAUUUUUCCAUUAAAGGACUUAACUCAUGCAUUUAAGGGUUGAGUAAAAAGAUGAAACGCAGAGUACCAGCAGGCUAAGAUGUACAGUACCACCCAACAAAAGUACUUUAAGGACACCUGCUUAAAGGGGCUGUGUCACGGCAGUCCAGUUCAUUUUGUUUAAUUUUGCCAAUUAUUGCCCUCAGUUGCUAUGGAACUUACAAAGAAAUUACAUGUAAAUGAGAAAAUCGGAGACUCAAGGCAAACAAAUACGUCUCUUGGGCAUUUUUUUUUGAGGUUGCAUACAGCAGAGAUACACUUUGAAAAACUGUUAGGCUGAACAGUUUUCAAAAACCCUAAUUUCAAUCCGUUUCAAUGUUCUUCAGUUUUGCCCAUCCAUGGCAUUUGUUGUAUCUGUUGUGUUAUUUUAACCUUCCUUUUAUGUUUUUAGCGGUGAUUUUUACGUUUCUGUUAAUUUAACGGGCAUUUUGUAAUUACCUAAUUAGGCUGAAUUUCGUGACUCAGCUCCUUUAAUGUGGACACCUUUUUAUUACAGACAGUUUUCCUUGACCCUAGCUCUUACAUUUUCUCUAAAUUUAACCUACUUAAUAACAAACACUUUUUAUGUCACCCUUAGGGUCUGUAUUAGUGAAGCUUGACUGUACGUUACCAGCUUCUUAUGAGAAGCAAAUGGCAUCUUGCAGGUCUUCAAACAACAAAUCUUAAAUUACGAGGAUGACCAAAUAUAUGUUUUAAAAUUUUGCAGAAAAUUUGUUGAAGAACAGAAGGCAGGUUAUUCUUCCCUGCAGUCACAAGUAUUCAAGGAUAAACAAGCUGUCUACUGGUAAGUAUGCAAUGCACACUAUUUUUUACCCAUUGUCCUCAUAAAAACCCCUAGUUACAGUGUAUUUCAUUCUGAAUGAACACUUUUUUUAUCCCUUGUGUUUAGUUCAAGGAGACUAAUUCCACUCUGAGCCUUUCUUUCUAAAUCUGAACCCAUAAAACUGUAGUAGUUUACUCUCAGACUUGAGUAGCAAGGAUGACGUGAUCUCAUUCGUUGGAAUCUCAAUCACACCUUUGUAAAUCUUUGAUUAUUGGCAGUUGUUAUAAUGUACAAUCCAUCAGGAUUAAAUUCCAUUUCUGUUAAUGAACUUUAGAUCUGGGUAUAAUACGGUAGACAAAAUCCCUCAGAAUACAGUCAAACCCAGUUAAUACAGAAGCUGAGAGGCCAUAGAAAGUGUCCAUAUUAAGUUGGUUGAAUUUAGAGAAGAUGUGCAUGUAAGGGCUUUCUUUCCUCAGGAACAAAGCAAACAACCCGUAGUUAUGUGGUGUCCUUAUUAAGCAGGGGUCCAUAAGGAGAGGUUUUGACUGAAAAACGCAAUUCAUCAUCUAAGCGUCAUUAAAAUAUACAUGUCAUGUUAGGUUACUCCUUUUGAUACUACCACAACUUUGUCAUUGAUUAUAACCUUUUCAUUUUGUGUUCUUUUGAACAGGACUAUUAAAAGAGAAGAAGAGAAGUCCUUAGAGAAUUCUCUUAUUGAAGCAAUAGCAGACAGCUCAUUGGAUAGCCCCGUUGUAUCAAAAUCUGGUGAGGACUUCUCCACCCACACUCUAGUUUUUAAUGUUAACAUGGGUUACAUAACUUAUGUAUGAUGCCUUUAAGACAGUGGUAGUGACACAACAAUAGGGAGGUUAAGAUACCACAAUGAUGGUGGUGGUGAAAACGUCACUGAAGAUUAAAAAAGUGUACGUGAACUCACCAGGAGUAAUAUCCAAGUUGAAAAAGAGAAAGAGAAUUUUGUCAUCCUUUGUUUAUGUUCUCAAUAGAACAUGAAAUUGAGCACUUUCACAUUGUAGUGAUGCAGUGAUGGUAAAGAAAUGUACCAAUAAAGUGUGCACAUGCAAAGUUGGUUUUUUCCUAAUCAAAACAUAUUUCUUUUUGACAUUUUUGUUGUUGUCGCUGUCAAGACACCUUAAACUCUCUGAUAACAGGAACUAUAUCAUGCAGAUGUUACCUUAAGUACUACCACUAUAGAAUAAGCAGUGUAGCAAAUUCCACUCUCCCCCCCAUAUCCUGCACCAAUCCCAUCCCCCUUCCUAUUUGUAGGUGUGUUGUAUUUUCUUGAGUCAUGGAAGUGGAAAGACUGCUUGCCACGUUAUCAUAAAUUUUUUUUCACCAUACGGGUCAUCAUCGGUUGAGCAGACUGAUGAUGGCUGAUCAAUUCAGUCUAGUAUUCUUUUGAUUUAACUUCAUGAGUUUCCAGCAAAAUCCUAUGUUGAAUGUAGAAUAAACAAUUUUGCUUCUAUCAAGGCCUUUCUUAGAUAAGAUACCAUAAUUUUCUGAAAUGCUUUGCACAUGAAAACCUACAUCAUUUGUGUGCUCUCUUAUAAAGAUGGGAUGUUUGCUUCUUUCAGAACUUCCUGCUGUUCCAAAGCUCACUGAAAGCCACCCUGUAAAUCAAGUUCACAUCGACACCCAAACUGUUUCUCACAAAUUUCCAAUACAUUCUGCUGCUCAUCCGUCUUCCAAAAGAAUACCAAGAAAAGCAGCACAUAAGCAAAAAGACUUCCCAACUGAAUCUGAUGUUGACCCUGUGUUUUCCCUGGAUGAUUUUACUGAUGACUGUGAACCCUUCUUUGAGUCAGAAGAAGAUGAUCUUAGUGGUGAGACAAGUAAAUUCAUUCUUUGUGAUGUAAAUAGUCAAAUAGGAAAUGAUGGUAAUUUUUGUCAUGGCAAAAGAUAUGUUUUUUUGUUUAGUAAUCUCUUUUUGUGCUCAGUCAAGUUGAGUGAUCCACAUCAUGUAUGACAUGGCUAAAACACUGCAUGCUGUUGCCACUUUUUGCCAAGACUAAACAAUGAUCAGUGAGGUCCUUAAAAAAUGCUUGAAUGUUUGGUCAGAAAAGUUGUAUGAACCCUAACCUUGGCAUCUUCUACUAAAAGACUGAGGGCUGGUUUGUUCAAAGCUGGGACAAGAUACCCUAGAGUUAGUGACAAAAUAAUUUUGAAUUCAGAUGUGAAAGCUUAAAAAGUAAAUUCAGUUUAAUAAGUCUUUUCUAUCACAAUUUGAUAAAUAGAUGGUCUAAAAAUAAUUGAGAAAAUUAUGUGUGGAAUGCUUUUAAAUAAAAGAAAAUGGAACUGAGGUUAAAGUUAAACCCUGGGUUAGCACUUAUCUGUCUUCAAACAUCUGGGCCUAGAUGUGCAAUAUAAUAGUAACUGUUAUAGGGGACUUUUCUUAUGUUGCUUGUCUGUUGCAGAUAACAGUUUUCAAGCCGAGGAACCGGCCUAUAAUCAAAGAUUUAAGGCAGUCAGGAAAUCUUCACAGUACUCUUCAUCUGUCCCUAUAACCAUGCCAACUGGGAAGAAUUCACCACCAGAGGACAAUGAUGUAUGUUACUAUACUUUUUUUGUUCAAAUGGUCAAUUGAAAGUUACGGCAGACUCACUAGGAGUUUGAAGCACGCGGACCCAGUUGUUCAAAAGUUUGAUGGCACUAUCCACUGGUUAAAUGGCUAUCGUGAUCCUAUGGAUAAGUGUUAGCAAAAACCAGGUGUAUCAUUAUGGAUAGCACCAUCCACCUUCUGAACAGUCGAGGCCAGAUUACAACUUUCAAUAUUGGGAAAAACAUCCAUGUUAUCGUCAGUAUUCUAUAGAGGUAGUCUUACCUUUAAGCCUCUUUGCCUCUUUCAUGUUGUAUAUGUGAGGUCAUGUACUUGUAACAACAUUAUGUAUUCAUUGUAUUAAGCAAGGCCGUCACUAAGAUGUCAAUUUGUGGGGUAUAUGCAGUUAGUAGCGAGGGUAUUCCCUCUCCCCCCCCCCCCCCCCUGCCCAGGAAAAUGUACCUCUGGCGCAUAUGUUUUGCCUUACUGGCCGUGAACUGUCCCUUACCUGCUGAGCUAAAAUUUUGGGAGAACAUUGAGUGCUACUUGAAAAUCAAAUAAAAGUGUUGAUAUCAGUUGAAAUAUUCCAAAUUCUGGCCUGUUCUUAGUAAAAUUACUCUACUAGUGCUAACAAUAAAACUGCUCAAAGCAUUUUUGACUAAUGAACAGGUUGAAAGCAAGGGAACGAAAUUUUGAAAACAUUUCUCUUGGAGAGUGUUAUGACUGGAAAAAUUUUUUCAGCGUAAACCUCGUUGGAUUUUUUAUGAUUACUUUUUUCUGUCCUUCUGCCAAAGCCCUCUUUUUGCAGCAGCAAGUGUCCUUUUGUAACUUUAGAUUAGUUUUCACUAAAACGUUAGAAUUCUUUUGAUACUACUCUUUAGGUGGGUAAAACACAAUAUUCUCCUUCUCCUUGUUCAGCAUUCUUUAGUCAGUUUUUUUCUCUUGAGACUGCUUAGUUCAUUAGCAGUCAGAAGUAAAACUGUUAACCAUCUUCAUUAUUCAAUGCUGACUGGUAUUUUAUUUUCUCUCCAGCUUGAAAUCCCUGAGCCAAGCAAGAUUCGAGAAUCUAUGAAGGCAUUAGCUCGCAGUGUCCAUGAUGAAACAAUGUUUGGUGAACUUCCAAGACCCAGACGGAGUACCUACUCUUUCAGAUAGUGAAGUGUGAACUACUGUUGUUUGCUAUAAUUAUUACUUUUGACAUAAAUUUUAAAGGAAGUUAAAAUGUUUUCUAGGUAGAGAGUGACAUUUGAGCGGACCUUUUCUGUGUGAGGUUUGACGAGCUCAUUUUUUGACAGAGCUAAAAAAAGUUAUGAUAUUAUAUUAUAGAGCAUUUUGUCAGGUUUAUGGAUUAGUGGGAAUUCGUAAAUCUUAACAAUAAGGCCAAAUGUUUAUCACUUUGACAUUGGUGGGCUGGUGACUUGUGUAUUGGGUACAGUAUGGUGGUGUAUCAGUUCCCUUACGUCUCCUACACUUGGAGCAUUUACCACUUCAAGUGAUACAAAAGGGCUCAAAAUCACGGUUGUUUAAAUCUGUUUGGGCUGUGAAUUGAUGUAUACUAAUUUGCAAGCUUCAGUUGAAUAUUUAUGACCGAAAUAGAUGUUGAAGAACAUGCGGUGAUGUUUGCCUGCUGGGCUGACCUUCCGAGGGCUUCGUUUUGCAGUCCUCCUUUGCCACAAGGUCUGCAGUGGGAGGAUAAGGGAUCUUCAACAUCAUUUUGAGGAGUAAGUUAAGAGAAUUUGAUAAAAGAUCAACGCACUUUCCGUUUGGUGAUCAUAUUAUAAAUUUUCAUAACCGUUCCUCUUGAUGAUGUAUCGAUACUGUUUUGAGAAAAUUAUGUUGUUCACUCAAUAAUGCACAGGAACCCACAAAUAGAGCCUGGUAGACCUGUGGCUGUUUCCAGAGAAAAACUAUCCUUUCUACACAUGUAUGGAAUUCUUCCAAACAAAUGUAUAUUGAUUUCU